UCUGGAGAGGGUACAUUGGAUUAUCACACUUUUGAUAAUAAGCAAAAAUGGGGAAGUACGCUCUAGCUACCACCUUCCUACUCCUCCUCAACUUGGGUACAUUGCUCACUUCUCUCGCUAAGCCCUACUGUCCACCACCAGAACACCCUCCCAAAUUUCCACCCAAACACCCCCCAAAGGUAAAACCACCAUCCCACCCUAAACCACCAAAACAACCACCACAUGUCAAACCACACCCUCCUCAUGUCAAACCCCACCCUCCGUACGUACCAAAACCCCCACCAUAUACUCCCAAACCACCCGUUAUGCAUCCUCCCAAGCCUCCCCACGCUAAACCACCACACAAACCUCCCCAUGUCAAGCCACCAAACAAACCUCCUCACGCCAAACCACCACCCUACACCCCAAAACCACCGGCCGUAAAACCUCCACCAUACACCCCUAAACCCCCACACAAACCUCCACAUACCAAACCACCAAACAAACCUCCUCACGCCAAACCACCACCCUACAUCCCAAAACCACCAGUCGUAAAACCUCCACCAUACACCCCUAAACCCCCUGUAGAAAAACCUCCACCGCACACCCCUAAGCCCCCCGUAGCACAACCACCACCAUUCAUGCCAAAUCCACCACCAGUUGUGACACCACCGCCGGCGCCUGUACUACCUAAGCCUCCUCCAUCAACGCCAGUGCCAGUGAUACCUAAGCCUUCUCCUUCAACGCCAACGCCUGUGGUUCCGAAGCCACCUCCAUCGACGCCAAUGCCAGUGAUACCUAAGCCACCUCCAUCGACGCCAACACCGAUGAUACCUAAGCCACCUCCGUCAACGCCAACGCCGAUGAUACCUAUGCCUAGUCCUCCCACGCCAGCGCCGAUGGUACCUAUGCCUAGUCCUCCCACGCCACAGCCAAUGGUACCUAUGCCAAGUCCUCCCAAGCCAGCGUCGAUGAUACCUAUGCCUAGUCCUCCCACGCUAGCACCGAUGGUACCUAUGCCUAGUCCUCCGACUCCAAUACCAAGUCCUCCCAUGCAAGUACCGAUUGUACCUAUGCCAAGUCCUCCCACGUUAGUGCCGAUGGUACCUAUGCCUAGUCCUCCCACGCCAGCGCCGAUGGUACCUAUGCCAAGUCCUCCCAAGCCAACACCAAUGGUACCUAUGCCUAGUCCUCCCAUGCCACCACCGAUGGUUCCUAUGCCUAGUCCUUGCACGCCAGUGCCAAUAGUACCUAUGCCUAGUCCUCACAUGCCAUUGCCAAGUCCUCCCAUGCCAGCACCGAUGGUACCUAUGCCUAGUCCUCCUAUGCUAUCGCCGAUGGUACCUAUACCAAGUCCUCCUACGCCAGUGCCGAUGGUACCUAUGCCAAGUCCUCCCACGCCAGCGCCGAUGGUGCCUAUGCCACGUCCUCCCACGCCAGCGCCGAUGGUGCCUAUGCCAAGUCCUCCCACGCCAGCGCCGAUGGUGCCUAUGCCAAGUCCUCCCAUGCCAGCACCGAUGGUAUCUAUGCCAAGUCCUCCCACGCUAACACCGAUGGUACCUAUGCCUAGUCCUCCUAUGACAGCGCCGAUGGUACCGAUACCAAGUCCUCCCAUGCCAGUGCCGAUGGUACCUAUGCCAAGUCCUCCCACGCCAGCACCAAUAGUGCCUAUGCCAAGUCCUCCCAUGCCAGCGCCGAUGGUACCUAUGCCUAGUCCCCCUACGCCAGCACCGAUGGUACCUAUGCCUAGUCCUCCUACGCCAAUGCCAAGUCCUCCCAAUCCAGCGCCGAUGGUACCUAUGCCAAGUCCUCCCACGCCAGCGCCGAUGGUACCUAUGCCUAGUCCUCCCACACAAUCGCCGAUAGUACCUAUACCUAGUCCCCCCACGCCAGCGCCGAUGGUUCCUAUGCCUAGUCCUCCCACGCCAGCACCGAUGGUACCUAUGCCUAGUCCUCCGAUGGUACCUAUGCAUAGUCCUCUCACGCCAAUGCCGAGUCCUCCCACGCUAGCGCCGAUGGUACCUAUGCCAAGUCCUCCCACGCCAGCGCCGAUGGUACCUAUGCCUCGUCCUCCCACACUAGCACCGAUGGUACCUAUGCCUAGUCCUCCCAUGCCAGCACCGAUGGUAUCUAUGCCAAGUCCCCCCACGCUAACACCGAUGGUACCUAUGCCUAGUCCUCCUAUGACAGCGCCGAUGGUACCGAUACCAAGUCCUCCCAUGCCAGUGCCGAUGGUACCUAUGCCAAGUCCUCCCACGCCAGCACCGAUAGUGCCUAUGCCAAGUCCUCCCAUUCCAGCGCCGAUGGUACCUAUGCCUAGUCCCCCUACGCCAGCACCGAUGGUACCUAUGCCUAGUCCUCCUACGCCAAUGCCAAGUCCUACCAAUCCAGCGCCGAUGGUACCUAUGCCAAGUCCUCCCACGCCAGCGCCGAUGGUACCUAUGCCUAGUCCUCCCACACAAUCGCCGAUAGUACCUAUACCUAGUCCCCCUACGCCAGCGACGAUGGUUCCUAUGCCUAGUCCUCCCACGCCAGCACCGAUGGUACCAAUGCCUAGUCCCCCCAUGCCAGCACCGAUGGUACCUAUGCCUAGUCCUCCCAAGCCAAUGCCAAGUCCUCCCACGCCAGGACUGAAUGUACCUAUGCCUAGUCCUCCCACGCCAAUGCCAAGUCCUCCAAUGCCAACACCGAUUGCACCUAUGCCUAGUCCCCCCAUGCCAGCACCGAUGGUACCUAUGCCUAGUCCCCCUAUGCCUAGUCCUCCUACGCCAAUGCCAAGUCCUCCCAAUCCAGCGCCGAUGGUACCUAUGCCAAGUCCUCCCACGCCAGCACCGAUGGUACCUAUGCCUAGUCCUCCCACACAAUCGCCGAUGGUACCUAUACCUAGCCCCCCUACACCAGCGCCGAUGGUACCUAUGCCUAGUCCUCCCACACCAGCACCGAUGGUACCAAUGCCUAGUCCCCCCACGCCAGCUCUGAUGGUACCUAUGCCUAGUCCUCCCACGCCAACACCGAUUGCACCUAUGCCUAGUCCCCCCAUGCCAUCACCGAUGGUACCUAUGCCUAGUCCCCCUACGCCAGCGCCGAUGGUACCUAUGCCUUGUCCUCCAAAAUCAUUGUGCCCUCCAUCGUCCCCGUCCCCGGCACAGGAAAUGUGUCCUAUCGACACAUUAAAGCUCGGGGCUUGUGUGGAUAUUUUGGGUGGGUUGGUCCAUAUAGGUAUUGGUGGAAGCGCCAAGGACAAGUGUUGUCCAGUUCUGCAAGGUCUGGUGGACCUGGAUGCGGCGAUAUGCCUCUGCACCACUAUUAAGGCUAAGCUUCUUAAUAUCAAUGUUAUUCUCCCCAUUGCUCUUCAGGUCCUUGCUGACUGUGGGAAGACUCCUCCACCUGGAUUUCAAUGUCCCGCUUAGAUUCAUCAUCGUCAUAUGCCACAUAUGAUUAAUCGAUUUGAGAGAAAAUUGGUUUGGUUAUUUACUUUCUAGGUUUUGAACUUUUAGUCAAAGAAAAGUUAUUCAAGAAAUUAAAAUAAUUGUAUAAAUAAUGUUCUCGUUAUUUAUACUUGUUUUUAACAUUUUGAUGUUUAUUUUGUUCCUUGGAGAUCGUGUCUCUACCAAAUAAGUAAUGAA
Messenger RNA from Humulus lupulus (European hop), 3605 nucleotides. RefSeq lists its product as uncharacterized. The transcript has a single exon. NCBI's taxonomy places the organism in Eukaryota, Viridiplantae, Streptophyta, Magnoliopsida, Rosales, Cannabaceae. The record is from RefSeq and is a predicted model, not a curated record. The coding region runs from base 48 to 3389 and encodes 1113 amino acids.